Molecule: messenger RNA, 1893 nt
Organism: Macrobrachium nipponense
Lineage: Eukaryota; Metazoa; Arthropoda; Malacostraca; Decapoda; Palaemonidae
Product: pantetheinase-like
Exons: 8
Coding region: 52-1845 (597 amino acids)
Source: RefSeq, a predicted model, not a curated record
ACAUCUCGAACGAGUAUUAGUUUAUAUCCUGAUUUCCACGAAGCCACAGGUAUGGAGCCAAAACUGAGUUCCAUCUUCGCCUUGUUGCUGACGCUAGCAGCGGCUCUCUAUUGUCAGUCAGCCACUCCGGAGAAACUGUCUGACGACUUCGGAGCCGUGAAAGGAAGGCAGAAGGUGAAGUACGUGGGCGCCGUUCUGGAAUACGAACCGUACAUCGACUGGAAGGACGGAGGCGAAGAGAUCGUCAGGGAGAACUCAAGGAUCAUCGCCGAAUACGCAGCCGACGCCAAGUCUCAGGGUGCGGACAUCAUCAUAGCUCCGGAGUAUGGCCUUACCGGCUUGGAAAUGCACAUCCUGAGACCGAAGGAGCUUUUCUCUCUGAUGCAAUAUGUCCCUGAUCCAGGUCUCAGCGUCGUCCCCUGCACGACUCCAGUGGAUCCACCAAAUGUCGUCGCCGUCCAAGAUUUGAGUUGCUCUGCCAAAGAGAACGCGAUGUACAUCGUGGUGGAUGUUGCAGAGGCCAGCCCUUGCUCCCCGGACGUCCGCAAUCCCUUCAACAACACCUUGGACACUUCGAGGGACUGUCCCAAAUCGGGCUACAUCUACUACAACACCCAGGUGGUCUUCGACAGGAGCGGAGCUGUGAUCGCAAGAUACAGAAAACAAAACUUGUUCCUGGAACCACAGUUCCACAGCGGACUGGAUCCAGUAGAGAGCGCCAUUUUCACGACCGACUUCAAUGUUACGUUCACCCUACAGAUUUGCUUCGACAUAUGCUUCGUAAAACCUGGGUUGUGGAACGUUGUGACUUAUGGGAUAAAUGAUGUGGCCAUGAGUACUGCCUGGGUUGAUGUCCUUCCUUUCUUCCUAGCACCGUCGUUUCAGAAUGCAUGGAGCCGGUCCUUCGGGGUCAACCUUCUGGUCUCGGGAUAUCAUAACCCGGAAAAAUCGAAGCUUGGGUCGGGGAUUUACCAAGGGCCGUCGGAUGCUCGGGAAAUCACCUACAUCUCUGAUCCGGAUUCUGGAUCGAGGCUCCUGGUUUCGGAGGUGGAAACAUACGCAUCUGAGGCCGGUCGCUUCGAUCCGGAUACCGAUUCAAGGCUUCUGUUUCCGGAGGUGGAAACAUACGCCUCUGAAGCCGGUCGCUUUGAUCAGGAUACCGAUUCGAGGCUCCUGUUUCCGGAGGUGGACACUCAUGCGUCUGAAGCCGGGCGCUUCUUCAGAGUUUCAAGGAAGGAGCACGGACGAAGUAACAGUAGUCACAAGCCGUUCGCUGCAGAGGAACAUAGCAGAGAGCAGAGCAGAAACCUCACCGUCUACUUCGACGACAUUUCGAUGUACGCCAACGUGCCCCUCGUCCACGAUGGAAACGCCCUCCAACGGGCCGAGGCCUGUCACGAUGAUGGCUUCUGCUGCAGCCUCUCCUACUACCCGACGGGGAAACUCAACUACAGCCUCGUAGCAUUCAGCGGGAUGGUCAUGGAACAUCUGCCGUACCACAUCUACAACCAGGUUUGCGCCGUUCUCUGGUGCCAGACGGAUGACGUCAAUACCUGCACGCACGUUGAGGAAGGGCUUCCGGAAAGUGACACCUUUGGAGCAUUCAAGCUGAGUGCUCCCUUCGAUACUGCCUGUGUCUACCCUUCUCUGGUCCACAGGAACUUCAGCCUCGCCGAAAACAGUCUGUACAGUUUUCCAUACAAUCCGCAGUUAACUUCAUCCACCGAGGAUGAAGUGCUGUUCACUUUAUCCACUGGGGACCCGGUGACUGAUUUGCUCGUCACUGGAAUGUUUGGGCGUUGGUAUUCACGAGAUGAUGGAGGCAACCAUACUAGUGUCUGCUGAAUAUGAUUUCAACAGUUAAUGACCAAUGAUCAUUGGUAUAUACGUAUA